GGAGCGCAGCAGCGGUCAUCUACCCCAACUACACAGCCUUUAUAAUCCAUCAAAUUACACUUGCAAGCUUGCCUCAUCCAUGACUGAUAGCGUGGGCCCUCAUUAGUUUCCUUGCCCAUAAAUCGCCCCAACCAUCACUACAUUUCAUUAAUCCCAUUUUCCUAGAUCUCAAAUUUUUGCACUUCCCGUUGUUUUCUCCGCUUUCUCUCGAUUGGGCUUCUCCCCUACUAGUUACUUGUUUCUAAUCUAAUCGCCGGAAACAUGAAGGUGACCGUUACUACUCGGAGCGGUAGAGAGUUAAUCAACGGUGGUCUUGUUCUUGAUAGCUCUGCUACUGUGGCUGAUUUGCAGGAAGCAAUUCAUCAACGGCUGAAGAAGUAUUAUCCAUCCAGACAGCGCCUGACCCUCCCCCUCCAACCAGGGUCAAAGGCGAAACCUGUUGUCCUCCAAUCCAAGAAAAGUCUCAAAGAGUACACUAGUGGAAGUUCCGACAACAUUACUGUAGUGUUUAAGGACUUGGGUGCACAAGUUUCGUACCGUACACUCUUCUUUUUUGAGUAUUUGGGCCCACUGAUCCUCUAUCCUGUCUUCUAUUACUUCCCAGUGUACCAGUAUUUUGGUUACAAAGACGAACGUGUUAUCCGUCCAGUUCAGACAUACGCAAUGUACUACUGGUGUUUUCACUAUUUCAAACGUAUCAUGGAGACCUUCUUUGUGCACCGAUUCAGUCAUGCAACCUCACCUCUUUCAAAUGUCUUUCGAAACUGUGCCUAUUACUGGAGUUUUGGCUGUUAUAUCGCUUAUUACGUUAAUCACCCUCUUUACACACCCGUAAGUGAUCUCCAGAUAAAGAUUGGAUUAGGAAUUGGGUUGAUCAUGCAACUUGCAAACUUGUAUUGCCACAUCAUACUGAGAAAUCUUCGCAGCCCCAGUGGGAACGGAGGAUACCAAAUUCCACAAGGGUUUUUGUUCAAUAUUGUGACUUGUGCAAAUUACACAACUGAGAUUUAUCAGUGGGUGGGCUUCAACAUAGCAACACAGACCGUUGCAGGUUAUAUAUUUCUCGUGGUUGCUGCCUUCAUCAUGACUAAUUGGGCCCUGGCUAAGCAUCGUCGUCUCAGGAGGCUAUUUGAUGGGAAGGAAGGAAGACCCAAGUAUCCUCGCCGAUGGGUCAUAUUGCCCCCAUUCCUGUAAGCGACUACAAUUAUGGGUUGUGUCUUAUUUCCCUUGGUUCUGGAUCAUCAGAUAGAUUUGGUCGUAUCAUGAGUUCGUUCUAGUCAACAUGUUCCUAAAAUGAUCAGAUGUUUUACUUGUUUAGAACAUUAGUUUCUUGUUGGGUUGUGAAUCAUACUGCUUCUAUGAUUAAUUUUUCUAGGUCUAAGCUGUUUUACCAUGUGUACUUGCCACAGCUCUAUCAGAUGGGCUUUUGAAUUUACCUGAUUUGUGUUAAUUUGAGUCUUUCUUCUGUG
Cynara cardunculus var. scolymus (artichoke) is the source of this 1469-nucleotide messenger RNA. Its product is annotated as very-long-chain enoyl-CoA reductase. NCBI's taxonomy places the organism in Eukaryota, Viridiplantae, Streptophyta, Magnoliopsida, Asterales, Asteraceae. Gene Ontology annotation, biological process: very long-chain fatty acid biosynthetic process. The coding region runs from base 262 to 1194 and encodes 310 amino acids. Gene Ontology annotation, molecular function: protein binding; oxidoreductase activity, acting on the CH-CH group of donors. The transcript is spliced from 4 exons. The record is from RefSeq and is a predicted model, not a curated record.